AUGGCAAUCGCACAGGAGAAGUCCCUCGGGAAAGGAGACAUCACCUCGGUUCAGUACAACCUGAGCGACAAGGACGAUAUAGGCAGCACGAAUGACAUCGAUCGACUCCAUCGAUCCCUCAAUAAUCGCCAGGUCCAAUGGAUAGCUAUCGGCGGCUCCAUUGGGACCGCCCUUUUCGUCAGCAUCGCUUGGGGACUUACUGCCGGUGGCCCUGGAUCACUCCUCCUCGCCUUCAUUUUCUACAGCUGCGUUGUUGGCUGCAUUAACAGUGGUAUCGCCGAGAUGACUGUCUAUAUGCCAGUCUCUGGGUCCUUUAUUCGCUAUGCUGGAAAGUGGGUUGAUGAUGCCUUUGGCUUUAUGGCUGGGUGGAACUUCUUCCUCUACGAAGCCAUCUUGAUCCCGUUUGAGAUAUCGUCACUGUGUCUUGUUUUGAAGUUCUGGAGAGACGAUAUCCCGAUAUGGGCCGUCUGUCUCGGUUGCAUUGUUAUUUACGGGCUCAUUAACGUCUUUGCUGUCAAACUGUACGGUGAUGCUGAGUUUUGGCUCUCUUCUGGGAAGAUCAUCUUACUCUUGAUCAUGUUCUGCUUCACUUUCGUGACUAUGGUUGGUCUUAACCCAAAGCACGAUGCCUACGGUUUCCGUUAUUGGAAAAACCCCGGUGCCUUUGCAGAAAGCAUGACAACAGGCUCAUUGGGACGACUUCAUGGCUUUCUAGGGUCUCUCAACGCAGCCGCCGUAACUAUUUGUGGCCCGGAAUAUAUUGCCAUGGUCUCUGGAGAGGCGAUCUACCCAAGAGUCACCAUCAAGCAGGCUUUCAAGACAGUCUAUUGGCGUUUCGGAUGCUUCUUCGUAUUGGGGGCGCUCUGCGUCGGAGUUGUCGUUCCAUACAACGACUCCAAGCUUCUCAACAUCCUCAAUACCGAGGGGACGUCAUCCGGCGCAUCUUCGCCGUACAUCAUUGCAAUGGCCAACCUGGGUGUCGACGGGCUUCCUCAUUUAGUGAACGCACUGCUCGCCACGAGUGUCUUCUCCGCAGGAAAUACAUACAUCUACAUGGCUACCCGCUCCCUCUAUAGUCUAUCCAUCCAAGGUCAAGCGCCAAAAUUCCUCCGCGCCACCACCAAGUCCGGCGUGCCGUGGUCCUGCUUCUGCGUCACCAUGAUCUUCCCCUUCCUGAGCUUUUUGCAAGUCAGCAGCAGUUCCGCCCAAGCUAUCCGCUGGCUCACCAACCUGGUCACCGCGUCCCAAGUCCUCAACUACGUUAUCAUCGGCAUAACAUACAUGUGUUUCUACCGAGCUCUCAAAGCCCAAGGGGUCGACCGGCGAACGCUGCCAUACCGAGGAUGGUGCCAACCCUACGUCAACAUCUUCGGCACGUCCUUCGCCUUCGCCGUCUUGUUCCUGCAGAGCUACUCCGUCUUCCUGCCCGGCCACUGGAGCCUCGGAACCUUCUUCACCUACUACACCAUGAUCUUCACCUGCAUCGUCCUCUUCGCGGGCUGGAAGCUGGCCAAGAAGACGAGGUUCAUGCGCCCUGAGGAGGCCGAUCUGGUGUGGGACAAGCCGCUCAUUGACGCGUACGAAGCCGGCAUCGAUCCGCCGAAGGGGCUCUGGGAGGACAUCUGGACGGGAACCCGGACGCUGUUCGGAAUGAAGCAUGCUCAAAAGGGGGAUGCAGUCUAG
Molecule: messenger RNA, 1683 nt
Organism: Drepanopeziza brunnea f. sp. 'multigermtubi' MB_m1
Lineage: Eukaryota; Fungi; Ascomycota; Leotiomycetes; Helotiales; Drepanopezizaceae
Biological process (GO): amino acid transmembrane transport
Cellular component (GO): membrane
Molecular function (GO): amino acid transmembrane transporter activity
Source: RefSeq, a predicted model, not a curated record